Messenger RNA from Ricinus communis (castor bean), 765 nucleotides. RefSeq lists its product as uncharacterized. Bases 248 to 541 code for a protein of 97 amino acids. NCBI's taxonomy places the organism in Eukaryota, Viridiplantae, Streptophyta, Magnoliopsida, Malpighiales, Euphorbiaceae. The transcript has a single exon. The record is from RefSeq and is a predicted model, not a curated record.
AACAGAUGGGUACUUUAGGAAAAGAACUUUUUCCUCAAAAAGCAAUGAAACGACGUAGCAUAUAGACUGAUUAAAAAGUUUACCAAAAAAACAUUUACGGUUCUCUCAAGUCUUAACCCUCCAAAACAACACAAAAAACACUUAACUUUUUCCCCCCUUCAAAGAAUCUCUGCACAAGAAAAAGAAACAAAACAAAAACAUAACCCUCCGUUCAGUUUCUCUUUCUUCAACCUCUCUCUCUCUCGCCAUGGAGAUCCAAGAAAUGGUGAUGAAGUACAAGUACCUCAUAAUCUUUACCUUCACCGUAUGCAUCCUUGGGGCUGUAAUCUAUGUAGCACCGAGUUUUAUGACAAUCUUGGCAUACUUUUGGCCUCUGUUUCUCUCCACAGCUUUGUUUCUCGCUGCUGUUGUUUUCUUUGGUAAAACAUCUUUACCGGGUACUGAGCUUUCCGGUGAUAAAGCUGGUGAAGGUCUUUUGGAUUAUGUUGCUGGCCAACCUGUUGGUGAUGAACUAGUGGUAGAAAAUUUCAAGAAUGAGUAGUUCUUGGUACUUCUUUCUUUAGUGCCAUACUUGUAAUCUUUUUUCUAACUUUUCUUGGUUUCCUUUUCUUGAAAACUCUUUUCUUUUUCUCCAUUAAUUUAUGGGAAGAGCAGUAGUAUUAGCAGUAAUAGUCUUUUUCUAUGUUAGCUGUUAGCUAUUGAUGAUAAAUCAUUGGACUGAUCCAUAUCUCUAUCUGUUUUCUAUUUUUAUUUUUUCAUUUAUUA